This is a messenger RNA of Plasmodium inui San Antonio 1, 276 nucleotides long. RefSeq lists its product as hypothetical. The record is from RefSeq and is a predicted model, not a curated record. Lineage: Eukaryota; Apicomplexa; Aconoidasida; Haemosporida; Plasmodiidae. The annotation marks the transcript as partial. The transcript has a single exon.
AUGUGUGCAAGCUCAAAAGGAGGAUUAUCAGGGGAUGUAGAACUGCGUUAUUCUUUUGUACCCGACAUAAGAAGCAUACGAAUCAUUAUGAUUACACAUAAUCUGGACGUUCUACAACAGAUUCUUCAAAAGAUUAGAUACAUAGAACAGAGGGUUCUAACUACCCGAAUCAGCAUUAUCAUAGAAUAUCAUAGAGAAUUAAGUGUGCCUGUCCAAGAAACUUUAUCAAUGAGGAAUAAGACAUUAAGCACCAGACUAAUAAGUCGAGCAAAAUAU